AAGAUGAGGCUCUGGAUGUUUCUCACCGUGCUCUCGGUGACGGUGCACGCGUCGCUGGAGGAGAUCACCAGGAACAAAAAUCGCGGCAGGGGAUCCACGUGGUGGGGUAUUGCAAAAGCAGGCGAACCCAACAAUUUUUUACCGAUGUCAGCAGGUUCCAUACACAUGGAACCGGUCUACGCUACCCUAAGAAGAAAACAGAGGAGGCUCGCUAGAGAAAAUCCGGGAGUAUUGAUGGCAGUGUCAAGGGGUGCGAACCAAGCUAUCGCCGAAUGUCAACAUCAGUUUCGCAACAGGCGAUGGAAUUGCUCGACGAAAAAUUUUCUAAGAGGAAAAAAUCUUUUCGGCAAGAUCGUCGACAGAGGAUGUCGAGAGACUGCUUUCAUCUACGCCAUCACGAGUGCAGCAGUGACUCACAGUAUCGCUAGGGCAUGUAGCGAAGGCAGCAUUCAAUCGUGCUCCUGUGAUUACACUCACCAGUCACGCGUAUCAUCUGCCGUUCGAGAUUGGGAAUGGGGUGGUUGCUCGGAUAACAUUGGAUAUGGCUUCAAAUUCUCUCGCGAAUUCGUCGAUACUGGCGAACGUGGCAGAAAUCUUCGUGAGAAGAUGAAUCUACAUAACAAUGAGGCCGGCAGAGCACACGUGACUUCGGAGAUGCGUCAGGAAUGCAAGUGUCACGGUAUGUCCGGCUCGUGCACGGUGAAGACCUGUUGGAUGCGGCUGCCGAAUUUCCGUGUGGUCGGCGAUAACUUGAAGGAUCGUUUCGACGGGGCUUCUCGGGUAAUGGUCAGUAACUCAGACCGAGCGCGCGUUACCAACAAUGCCAUCACCAGCAACUCGGCGAGUAACUCCGUGCAUCAGCAUCGUGAUGGUCUCGGACGUCGGCAGCGCUACAAUUUCCAGCUGAAGCCAUACAAUCCGGAGCAUAAGCCACCCGGGCAGAAGGAUCUGGUCUACGUGGAGCCGUCACCGCCAUUCUGCGAGAAGAAUCCCAAACUCGGCAUCUUGGGUACUCACGGCCGACAGUGCAACGACACGAGCAUCGGCGUUGAUGGUUGCGACCUGAUGUGCUGUGGUAGGGGACACAAGACUCAGGAGGUGACGGUAAUCGAGAGGUGCUCUUGCACUUUCCACUGGUGCUGCGAAGUCAAGUGUCAGCUAUGCAGGACGAAAAAGACGGUACACACAUGUCUGUGA
Molecule: messenger RNA, 1197 nt
Organism: Atta colombica
Lineage: Eukaryota; Metazoa; Arthropoda; Insecta; Hymenoptera; Formicidae
Gene: wg
Product: protein Wnt-1
Exons: 4
Coding region: 4-1197 (397 amino acids)
Biological process (GO): neuron differentiation; cell fate commitment; canonical Wnt signaling pathway
Cellular component (GO): extracellular region
Molecular function (GO): frizzled binding; cytokine activity
Source: RefSeq, a predicted model, not a curated record